AUGGGAGACUGGGGACAUGCUAGAGGCCCUCGAUAUUCCAGCUAUUCAACACCCCAUCAGCGAGGAGAACCCUCAAGGAAUGCCAACUCUGCUGGCCCCAUCAAACGACCCCAGAUCGUGAAAACUAUUGAUGUAGAGUCACAGCUAUUCAAGGGAAUCUUUCAUGUUGGAGAAGAUAUCAAUACCAUCCUGGUGGAAAUCACUGAACUGAGCAAGCUAUUGAUUGGUGACUUUGAUGCUCAGAAACCUCAGAUUGUCAAGAUACUCAGAUAUUGGCGAGUUGUCAUCAUCAUCUUGAUCAUUGUCCAUCUGGCAGAGCUACCAUGGAAGACGAGCAUCUACGCAACAGUAUUCGGAUUUAUGAAUAUGACUGAACCCAAACUUGGUGAAGAGUUGAUGGCUAUUGUUGGUGAAGCAAUGGACGCUACUGUAGCUGCUCACAAUUGGAAGGGCGUGAAAUUAGUGAUGCGAUUCUAUGCAGAUUUACUCAAUUGCAGUGUGAUUGAGGUAUCCAGUCUAUUGACAUUACUAGAUGUCUUUAUUACUGCUGCAUCUGUGGACGGAACACCUGAAGAACGGUCUGAUUGCUUGAUGUAUAUUGUUUUGUGUACGAUUUGUUGGGCCGCCAAGACAUUAAAUGAAAAAGACCCAAUUGGAACAGAUCGUAUUCUAGCAGCUUGUGAACUGUACAUGAAUGCUAGAGCACUCGCAGCCCGGUCUGCUCCACGAGCCAUCGCACUAGAAGGAAUGUUAUAUGUACGAGGAGCUGCAGUGCCACCUGUAGACUUGCUCGAGUCAUUGUGGACGCAGAUAUUAGAGUUGGCUCAAGGUGACUGGGAGGUGGCUGCUCUACCAAAGCCUUGGAGAAUGUUUUCCUUGGAAAAUCAAGCUCCGGCACAACCACGACCUUUGACUCUACCGCACGAUGAAGUGACAGUCAGAUAUCCAUUCCAAGGAUUCCGAUUCCGCAUUCAUACCACCAUACCAAACAACCUCGAUCGCUUCAUAUUGGAAGAUCUCACAACCGACAUUGUACAAUUAUUCGCACAUAAUCACCCAAUCGCAGCAAAGAACUUGCUAGGACUAAGCAAUUACGUCAACACCACCAUUAAUCUCCACGACCUUAUUGUUGAAACCUGUUUUGCUGAACUCUUCCGCCUACCACGUUCAACUGAACGACCUGUAUACUAUAUGACACUCAUAUCUGACCUAUGUAAAGCCUCACUAGAAAAGAUCCCUCCUGCAUUGGGUAGAGCCAUUCGAGGCAUUUAUGGGAUGCUUGAUAUCGAAAAUCCUGAUGGUCAAGUAGUGGGGGGUUUGGAUGUUGAAUGCAUACAGCGGUUUGGUGAAUGGUUUGCUGAACAUUUGAGUAAUUUCGGAUAUAAUUGGAAGUGGGCUGAAUGGGAUUCUGUCUUGAUAAAGGACGACUCUUCUUCGCAGAUGGUGUUCGCUCGAGAAGUCUUGGAGAGGUGUGUCCGUCUCUCAUACUAUGAUCGCAUCAAGGCUACGCUUCCUGCAAGUUACAAAGAUGUAGCAACUGUAUUCUAUCAACAAGCACCACGUCCUAACUUCAAGUAUGAGCAAACUCCUCCAGAAGGCAUGUGGAUGACUUUGGACUGGUUCCAUAAAUUACAAUUUUUUCAUUAA
This is a messenger RNA of Synchytrium microbalum, 1647 nucleotides long. RefSeq lists its product as uncharacterized. Lineage: Eukaryota; Fungi; Chytridiomycota; Chytridiomycetes; Synchytriales; Synchytriaceae. Gene Ontology annotation, biological process: nuclear-transcribed mRNA catabolic process, nonsense-mediated decay; mRNA export from nucleus. The record is from RefSeq and is a predicted model, not a curated record. The transcript is spliced from 10 exons. Bases 1 to 1647 code for a protein of 548 amino acids. Gene Ontology annotation, cellular component: nucleus; nuclear cap binding complex. Gene Ontology annotation, molecular function: mRNA binding; RNA cap binding.